This is a messenger RNA of Schistocerca gregaria, 1323 nucleotides long. RefSeq names its product gustatory receptor for sugar taste 64a-like. Gene Ontology annotation, cellular component: membrane. The record is from RefSeq and is a predicted model, not a curated record. Gene Ontology annotation, molecular function: taste receptor activity. Gene Ontology annotation, biological process: sensory perception of chemical stimulus; detection of chemical stimulus involved in sensory perception of taste. The transcript is spliced from 9 exons. Lineage: Eukaryota; Metazoa; Arthropoda; Insecta; Orthoptera; Acrididae. The coding region runs from base 1 to 1323 and encodes 440 amino acids.
AUGAACUUCAUAGAGGGGUUCACUUUUGAGCGAUCAAGUGGCGUGGCGUUCUACGGCGCGGGCUUCCUGACGAACGCGGCGUUCCUGCAGCUGGCCACCAGGUGGCCGCAGGUGUCGCGGCGCUGGCGGGAGGCGGACGCCGCCCUCGCUGACUACGGCCGCCCCCGGGGGCUGCACGCGCGCCUGCGUCUCACCGCCGCCUCCCUCAUGUGCUUCGCGCUCGUGGAGCACGUGCUGGCCAACAUCACGAACCUGGUGACGUCCGUGACGUGUUCGUCGGGCGGGUUCGACUGGCUGCGCCGGUACUGCCAGCGCGCCUACCCGCAGGUGUUCUCGCUGGUCGCCUACGACCACGGCCGCUGCCUCGUCUUCUGGGCGACCAACGUGAUCGACACGUUCGCGUGGAACUUCAUGGACCUGUUCGUCAUGCUGCUUAGCAUGGUGCUGGCCGCACGCUUCCACCAGCUCAACUCGCGCCUGCACGCCCUGCGUGGCAAGAUGCUGACGCAGAAUGAAUGGCGUCGCCUUCGCGAAGACUACGACACACUCUGCCAGUUGACGAGAGACGUGGACAGCUCCGUCUGCAACAUCGUGCUGCUCUCCUGCGCCAACAACCUGUACUUUAUCUGCCUCCAGCUCUUCAACAGUCUCAAGCCGAUGCGGCACUGGGGCGCUGUCUACUUCUACGUGUCGUUCGCCGUGCUGUUCGGCCGCACCAUCGCCGUGCUCUUCCUGGCGGCCAGGGUCAACGACCAGAGCAAAGGCCCGCUGCCCGUGCUCUUCCAGGUGCCAUCGGACAGCUACUGCGUCGAGGUCGAACGCCUGAUGGACCAAGUUAUCUGGGAUGAAGUGGCUUUCACCGGCUUAAAAUUUUUCUCCAUCACCAGGAAACUGAUAUUAACAGUAGCCGGCACCAUAGCGACGUACGAAGUGGUGCUGUUGCAGCUGAACGACGUGAACGCCUUCAGCAGGACGGAACAGCAGUCCCUCAAUUCGACAGAACCCACUGUCCAUGCAAGUGCUGGCCUCGGGGGAAUGCCAGCUUCUGGUCCACCAACAUUCACUGUCAUAUUAAAAGACAUACUCACAUGGUACACACCUGAACCAGUGCUGGCUGCAGUGCAGGCAGUGUUUAUGCACAACAAUGGCAGCCCCAGUGCAGCCACAGAACAAGAGCAGAGCACUGCCCCCGUGUUUAUGGCAGGGGCUCCUCCCACCAAAGAUGGCCUGGAGGCAAUGGACACAGAAAGUGCAUCCCCACCCCCACCUACAACUCCAGGUGAUGGGUCCUGGUGGCCUGACAAUGAUCCAGGUGGUUACUGA